Eurytemora carolleeae is the source of this 1216-nucleotide messenger RNA. RefSeq names its product carbonic anhydrase. Gene Ontology annotation, molecular function: zinc ion binding; carbonate dehydratase activity. Lineage: Eukaryota; Metazoa; Arthropoda; Copepoda; Calanoida; Temoridae. Bases 1 to 864 code for a protein of 287 amino acids. The record is from RefSeq and is a predicted model, not a curated record. The transcript has 2 exons.
AUGCCACAGACAGUUCAAACCACAGACUACACAGACUGCUUAUCUCCCUUCACAGGGUGGGGUCCUGAUGUAUGGGGUGACCAAUACCCAACCUGUGGUGGUUUAUCUCAAUCUCCCCUUGACCUUAAUCUAUCCACAGCUCAGCCUAGUACCGCACCUGGAGAGAUGAAAACUAUUGGAUACAGAACCCUGAAUAAUGCUUCAGUCAAUCAAAACGGACAUACCUUUACAGUAAAGUUAAACCUUGGAUCGAACGACGACACUCCAAUGAUUCUCGAUGGGAGUCUUCCCUCCGGAGAAAAGUUUGCUUUUGCUCAGCUUCAUCUUCAUUGGGGAAGUGAUAGUUUCCGGGGUUCAGAGCAUAGACUAGCAGGUCAAGAGUUCCCAGCGGAAAUACAUCUAGUGCAUUGGAAUACUAAAUACCCUGACUUCCCUACAGCUGCACAACAGUCGGACGGGUUGGCGGUAGCCGGAUUCUUUCUCCAGGUCUCUGAUAAGACUAAUGAUAACUAUGUCCCUGUAAUUAAUGGAUUAAUUAAGUUGGCAGGACAACCAGAUAAUUUUGAUGUAGAUAUAGGUUCUUUAUCUUUACGGAGUCUACUGCCUACUCCAGGGGCGGCAGAUCAUCUACACUAUAAGGGCUCCCUGACCACUCCUCCCUGUACAGAGAACGUUUUUUGGAACGUUUUUCUGGAUCCUAUAAAUAUUUCAGAAGAACAGCUGAAUACGAUCAGAGGUCUGAGAGGAGAAAACAAUCAACUUCUCAGCGACAAUUAUAGACCACCGAUGCCAAGUAAUGGUCGACCGAUAUAUUUGUAUAGGAGGGACUUGGGACUUCAAUUUGCAGAACUUUUGCGAAACUAAAAGCAAAGUUUUUCUGGCACUGUUGGAGCUUUUUACGCAAAGGAACCGCAAUUACCGCAAUUUGAUUGAACCUUCAACUCCAGAAAAAUCUAGCUAUUCAGAUUUCGCUCAACUCUGUUUUGAGAAAAAUUAAAUAUGUAUUUGAAAGUGACUGUAAUAAUGUUAUAAUAUUUCUUUGAAAUUUACAUUUUACUGAUUUUCAGUUUUCAGAUGCUUUAAUCUUAAUUGUUAAUUGAGACUGUUUUAAGUCGGUUUCAUCACGUUCUCAAACAUAUUAGAUUCAAUUUUUAUAAAAUUGUCUAAUUUGUGUAAUUUUGUUUUUACGUCUCUCACUCUCAAAGGAAUUGAGUCU